Coffea eugenioides is the source of this 1818-nucleotide messenger RNA. RefSeq lists its product as uncharacterized. The transcript has a single exon. NCBI's taxonomy places the organism in Eukaryota, Viridiplantae, Streptophyta, Magnoliopsida, Gentianales, Rubiaceae. The record is from RefSeq and is a predicted model, not a curated record. Bases 1 to 1818 code for a protein of 605 amino acids.
AUGAGUACACACUCGGAAUCGUCUGACAGUCCUGUAACGGCACCAUCAACUGAUUGGGUAAACUUGGGAGCUCAGCUGAAUGAAGUUUUGAAUAAAUUUAAUGAGCUGGGCAUGGAAAUGACGGCCCAACGGCGCGUAAUUGAUCAAUUGGUAACCAGUGGUGCUAGCGGUGAGCAACACGAGCCCUUACCCCCUGGUCAAUCUGAACCUCAACCAAUAUUCUUACCGUACACUCAAACCUCUGCUACUUCACAAGUUAUAAACCCACCUGAAGAAGCCUUUACCUAUCCAACUCAUGGCCCACCACCUACUUAUGUACCUAACAUCCAAAUUAACCCUUCUCAUGCCCAAAUCCCCCAAAGUUAUCUGCUAAUUACUAUGAGCAUGCCAUUUGCACCACAGGGGCCACAUUGUUACUCCACUGCUGAGCCAUUCACCCUACAUACCGCCGUCCAAGGGAAAGCUGAAAUUGGAGAGUCAUCCGUGCCAGUGGACAAGAAUUUACUAAAGAGAUUAGAUCGGUUUGAGGAGUUCAUAAGAAAAACUCAAGGUUUGAGUAAGUCAGGGGGUCUAGACUACGACGAGCUGUGCUUGUUUCCGGAUAUGCAAUUGCCGGUAGGUUUCGAAGCACCCAAAUUUAUCAAGUACAACGGAACCGGCAAUCCCAAGACCCAUCUUCGGAUGUUUGCAAAUAAAUUGGGGAGACCAAUAGAUGAUGAGAAUCUGCCCGUGCGCUUAUUUCCUGAGAGCCUAGAGGGCGAUGCGUUGGAUUGGUAUUCCAACUUGAAGCCUGAGGACAUGAGGUCUUGGAUGGAUUUGUCAACCGCUUUUGUAAGGCAGUAUGAAUACAAUUGCGAGCUCGCUCCAACGAGGACUACACUUGAAGGAACUAAAAGGAAGCCAUCUGAGGAUCACAAGACGUAUGCAAAAAGAUGGAGGAAAUUGGUAGCCAAGGUGGAACCCCCUAUGACUGAAGAUGAAAUUGUGCGUACAUUUAUUAAAGCUCAUGACCCGUCCUAUUUUGAGGAGAUUUUUCGCAUGACUGGAUGCUCCUUCGCAGAAAUUGUUAAUAAAUUGGAAGAGUAUGAUGAGUUUAUAAGAGCAGAAAAGAUUGUUAAUGUGUCAGCUCUGAAAUCACAAUUGGAAGCGAUGCAAAAUCAAGACGACAGUAGUAAGAAAUCCCAGUUUGAGAAGAAAGAAGAGGAAACUGCAUUUGUCUGGAACCAAGACCCUCCUUUCCGGCCUAGGCACCAACAAUACUCCACCUACUCACCCCAUUACCCAUACCAGUCACACCCUCGACCUGUCUAUUCUACUGUCAUUAAUCACCCCCGUCCUCGACCAAAUUACCUAAACACACCACCAGCACCAUUUCACAUAUCUCCACCUAACUCUCAAACUAGCUCUCGCCCUCCUUAUAAUUCUGGACCUGCCCCACCAAACAAACAGACCUACAACCAUCCUCGAACCCAUGAAAUACAAAAUCCCGGCCGAUCUCGAACUUUUACCAACUUAGGCAGGCCCAUCGAUCAACUGUACGAACAGCUCAAGGCCGCUGGUAAGAUAGAUGACAUACCUCCUCCAAAAUACCCUCGUCGAGGCUUCUCUGCUGGGUACGACCCUCAAGCCGCUUGUGCUUACCAUUCUGGAGCGCCCGGUCAUUCAACUGGUAACUGUUGGGUACUGAAGCAUAAGAUUCAGGACAUGAUCGAAGCAGGAGAUAUAGUGUUAAGGAAAAGGGAAGAACAAGAACCGAGUAUAAGUACGAGUCCCUUUCCCGAGCACAAGAACACCUUUGAGGCGUUUACCCCCCAAUGA